Molecule: messenger RNA, 2475 nt
Organism: Amaranthus tricolor (Joseph's coat)
Lineage: Eukaryota; Viridiplantae; Streptophyta; Magnoliopsida; Caryophyllales; Amaranthaceae
Product: F-box/WD-40 repeat-containing protein At5g21040-like
Exons: 1
Coding region: 525-2219 (564 amino acids)
Cellular component (GO): preribosome, large subunit precursor
Molecular function (GO): protein binding
Source: RefSeq, a predicted model, not a curated record
AUCCGCAUCACUAAAGCCCGUUUACAACCCGUUCUAUUUUCAACCCGACCCUUUUUAAACCCUUAAAAUUAAGGGUUGGGCCUCCAACAGGCCGCUGACCCGUUGCACAGCUCUGAUCACCGUCAUCAACUGAUGUCCAGGUAUUGGACUCGUUUUCUUUCCGUCCUAAUUUUUGUAUCUCUCCUCACUUGUCUUCCAAUUUUCUUGAUUUCCGCUGUUGUAUUUGCUUCGUUGUUUCUGAGGUAUUCUCUUCAUCAUCUCCUUUUAUUUUUGGGAUCAGGGGUUUUUCUUUAAUUCUCUUUUCUUAUUCCAUUUUUCAUAAAGAUUAUCCACAUUAUUUUUUGAAUUUUUCUGGGUUCUUAUUUGAUUGAAUCCUGUGUAAAAUUUAUUGGCUCCCUUUGAUUUUUCACACAAAAAAUUAUAUUAUAAGAGGGUUAUAUUUUUGUUGAAUUUUUGCUAGUUUAGCCAAGUUCUUAUUUUAGGGAUUUAAUUUUAGUGUUAAAGAGGGUUAGGAACAUCAUUUUAUGGCAUUUGAAUGCCCAAAUACUUCGGAGGAUUGUUUAUCAGAAAAACUAUUGAAUUCUGUUGUUGUUCAUAAUAAUCCAUUGGAAGAACAAUCUGCUUGUUUGCAAUUUGGUAAAACAUCUGUUAAUUGUGGAAAGAAAAGAUCUUUUUGGAGAAAAAAGGUUGAGGGGUGUGAAUCAUUGGUACCCAGAUUAGAAUUUGGUAGUGAUAAGAUUGUUGGAGUGUCAAAAUUGGUGACAGUUGAUGAAGGGCAUACCACGGCUUGUCGUGGGUCAUUUUAUGACCUUCCUCCGGUGUUGGUUGGUGAGAUUCUCAAUUGUUUGGACCCAAAAGAGCUAGGGAUUGUGUCAUGUGUUUCAACUAACCUUUGUAAGAUUGCAUCUGAUCAUUCUGUAUGGAAGGAUUUUUAUUGUGAGAGAUGGGGUUUUCCUGUAGCAAAGCCUUUGAAUACCGGUUUAUCCGAUGAGAAGUCGUGGAAGCAAUUGUUUGUGGAGAGGGAAUUUAGGAGUAAAACCUUUUUAGGGCAGUAUAGACCUGAUUUUUUGACUGGCCAUAAGGAAGCGGUUCGUACUGUCUUCCUGCUGGUCUCGUUGAAGCUUGUGUUUACUGCUGGGUAUGAUUCUGUUGUCCGGAUUUGGGAUAUGGAAGAAGGUUUGUUGGUGGAUUCAUCGAGGCCUCUUGGUUGCACGAUCCGUGCUGUUGCUGCUGAUACUAAAUUGCUGGCGGCUGGGGGGACGAAUGGUUUUAUCCAAUGUUGGAAAGCUGUCGAGGGAGUGUCACAUUUGUUUGACCUAAAGGGUUCUCAUUGCCAAAACUCAGAGUUUCGACUAUGGGAGCACGAGGGACCCGUGACUUCUCUUGCGUUGGAUCUUACUAGGAUUUAUAGUGGAUCAUGGGAUAUGACUGUGCGGAUAUGGGAUCGUGUGCAAUUGACUUGUGUUAUGGUCUUAAGGCAUAGUGAUUGGGUAUGGAGCAUUACACCUUAUGACACUACCAUAGCUAGCACAUCAGGUUCUGAUGUUUAUAUCUGGGAUACAACUCAUGGAACUCUGGCUGGAAUCAUUCCUCAAGCUCAUGAGGGAAACACGUAUGCCCUAGCUAGAAGUCAUACAGGAGACUUCCUCUUCACUGGAGGAGAGGACGGAUCGAUACACAUGUUUGAUAUCUCAAAAUGUGCAGAGGAUAAGAUCUUGAAGGUGGCUUCAUGGGUCCCGCACUCUGGACCUGUAAAUUCACUUGCAUUCGAGUUUCCAUGGGUCGUAUCAGCUUCUAGUGAUGGGAAGCUCUCUCUGAUUGAUGUGAGGAAACUGCUGAAAUCCACCCGGCUUUCACUGAUGAAACAUCAAAGCAGGAAGGAGGCGACAAUCGAGCCUCCUCAAAGGAUGCUGCAUGGUUCAGGGGGCAGUUUGUUUUCUGUGGAUAUUGGUGGAGAUCGUAUCGUUAGUGGAGGAGAAGAUCAUGUGGUGAAGAUGUGGGAUUUCUCUCGUGCUCUAGAAAGAGCAAUGAGAGCUCGUGCUCAGAGGGCUAUUCGGUUGGAGAACAGAAUGAGGCAGCGUAGACUUCAAACUGAGAUGAUUGCUAAGAGUGGGAAGACUGAUAAAUAUUCAGUGGUAACAAAGAAGAAUCCUAUCAACGGAGAUCGCAAUGGCAUAUGGCAUAAUAAGCGCAGUGUUAAUGGCAAGGCGAAGGCUUAACCAAAGUAACUGUAGUCAAGAAUUGCUUCUAAUUUAUAGCCUUGAAGAAUCCUAGUAGUCAAGUCCUGACCCCUGACUCUUGUCUGUGAUUACUCUAUCAGUGUUUUAUUAACUUAUAAUGCUUGUUUUGAUGUGAUUAGUACUGAUUACCAAACAUGCCAUAUGGUUAUGGACUUGGGUGUCUAAUCUGAUGUAUAAACAUUUCAUUUUGAAUUGAAAACGAGGAAUAUUUUCAUGAAUAAAUUUUUAAUUUGAA